GGCGGGUCUGUCCGUUGGACGUCUGGACGGACAUAGACUCAGACCAGCGGCCAACGUUAAUUCAUCCUCCGCUCUUAGAAUCGGACUCUCAUUACUAAUUUAAUAAAUCAUGACGCUUAAAGGGGCUGUGUUGGGUGAGCCUCGGGUCCAACUUUGGUGAUUUAACCAUGGUAACUAAAAGGAAGAGGGCUUCGGCUACCACAUAAAGUCAGUUGACAAACUGUGGCGGACGUUAACGGAAGAAUGGACGGAGUGAAAACUGGCCCUCAACAGGACUGAACCUCCCGCCCGGGUUUCCUCGGGCUCCAUGUCACCCUCCUCUCCGUGCCAGAUGCCCCAGCGGGGCGAUGGCUGCUACAAGCCGGCACCGGUGUCCCCUGCUCCGCCUGUGCCCCCGCGGAGGGUCCGGAGCCGGGACAGAGGCUCGGGCAGGACGCGGCGAUCCGCGGCAGGGUCGGUAGGAGCCGGAGCAGCGGAGAAGCGGGUGAAGUGCGUCCUAGUCGGGGACGGGGCUGUGGGGAAAACCAGCCUGGUGGUCAGCUACACCACCAACGGCUAUCCAACCGAGUACGUCCCGACUGCGUUCGACAACUUCUCAGCGGUGGUAUCAGUGGACGGGCAGCCAGUUAAACUACAACUCUGUGACACAGCUGGACAGGAUGAGUUCGACAAGCUGCGCCCUCUGUGUUACACCAGUGCAGAUGUGUUCCUGCUGUGCUUCAGCGUCGUCAGCCCUGCCUCAUUUCAGAACGUUCCUGAGAAGUGGGUACCAGAGAUUCGGAAACACGCUCCCUUUGCGCCACUGGUUCUUGUCGGGACGCAGUGUGAUCUCAGAGAGGAUGUCAAGGUCCUCAUCGAUCUGGCGAAGUACCGUGAAAGACCUGUGGACCCAGUGGAUGCCCAGGACUGUGCGAUGGAGAUUGGAGCAGUGGCCUACUUAGAGUGCUCUUCGCUGACCCAAAAAAAUCUCAAGGAAGUGUUUGACACAGCCAUAUUGGCCAGCCUGCAGAACUACAGCUCCCAUAAGCACCAAAGGGGGAAAAAGAAACGCAGAAAAAAGCAAAGACAGACACCGGACAAGAUGAAAAGUCUGUCAAAGUCGUGGUGGAGAAGGUACUGUUGUGUGGCCUAGACGAGACUUUAUUCUUGUCUGAUUCAGCUGGGUUUUAGUUGACAAGCACAGAAAGGUGAUUUUCUCUUUAAAAGGAGACGGAUACAGGACCUCUCCUGGACUGCGGCUGGGAAGUGUCACAGAUGUAAAAUAUUUUGUUUUUAGCCACCAUUCUGGAUUCUGGAUGAGAUUUACUACUGAGCCUCCCUGCAGGAGAAGGUGGUGUUGUGUCUCCUGGAAUUAAACUGGCAUGAACCAGUUCUAUUGUGGGACUAGCAGAAGAUGUGAUAAUAUUGUUCAGGAUUAGACUGGUACAGAUUUGAACAGGAACUUGGAACUGUGUUUUCUCUGGAGUUAGAUCCAACCUAUAAUGGAUUUAUGCAGCCUGGUUACGAACCCUGGAGGGGAACUGGACUGUCUUCAGAAUAUAAUUGUUAUUAUUGGUGGCUUAAAAACUGUGCGUCCAAUUCCUGGUCCUUUUUUUUUUUAACUUGCUUCUAAAUUUAGUCUGGUUUCAGAUGCCCAUGAUUAGAAAGAACUGCUGACUGAAAUAGACCAGACCAGACCAAACGUUGUCAUUUUGUAGUUUCUGACCCAGACAAUGAUCGGUGGCUAUAAUUAUAGUCAGAACAAGUCCAACCUUCAGUUAAUUUUAGAGCUUCUUUUUAUAACUGGGGCCAUUGUUAUUCAUAAUGAAAAAAAAAAAACAUUAUUAAACUGUUAAGUAUUUCCUGGUGACACACAUGUUUAGUCUAUAACCUGGAUCAGGUUUUCCCCUUUUAUUGUAGUGCUGAUCUGGACAAUUAUGCUGUUAGAUCUGGCAUGAAAUUAAGCAUAGUUUUCAGCGUGUCCUGACAGAAAAAGGUUUGGUGAGGCUUAGGCUUUGGAUAGGUGCCAAUCAUGUCUUUCUUCCUGUGCUUUGAUCAAAAGUGAGAUUUCAAAGAAUAAGGAGCCAGAUAAUGAAGAAAAAAAUCAUAAUAUGUUAAAAAGCAUGUCUGAAUAUCCACUGCUCUCUAACAGCAAGUUGUAUCUUUAGUCAAGAAGAUACAACCUGGAUCCAGGACUCAGUGACCCACUUUGGGUUUCCACUGAUAGCUGUGGUAUUUUAUCAUCUUCAUCUAGCCCCCAUGAUUACUGAAAGACUGAACAAUCUGUUAAAAUAGAGUGGUACCAGUGUGGCGUGGUUAAAUAUAAAUCUCUGCACUGUGCUGGUGACUGGUGCUUGACCUUAAUCGGGCAGGAGGACAUUUUAUAAUUCAUGAUCGCAUUGUUCCACAAACGAGAACGUUGCUCAGUGCAGUACUCAAGUGGCUCUUUUCACAUGGAAAUGAAGAAUUCAGUUUAAAACUGAGACAUUCGAAUCUAAAUCAUCUACAGGCACAAGCUGCAAGGCAGGCAAAUAAAAGCCGAUUGAUGUUAGAUAUUUGUUCUGCUUGAUGUGGUUUUGAUUUAUCUUUGCAGACACUUAAACAACCUUAACUAUGAGCACGUAAUGUAAUUAAACCAACCCAGUGCUCUUUGCAUGUGCUUGUUUCUGUAAGUUUGCAAAAAAAGAAAAAGAAAAAAAAAAGAAAGUGACUUCACCUUUUCUCUUCAAUGCAGUUAAGACUGUGAAGUUAGAAUUUUGUACUAGCAAUGUUAACCAUCCAUUUUUCUGCCCUCACUGUUAUAGCCAACCGUGUGUUUCCUGUCUUCUGUGAUAGUGCUUGCAGGCUGUCCUUUCUCAAAUAGAUGUAGCUUUA
This is a messenger RNA of Neolamprologus brichardi, 2853 nucleotides long. RefSeq names its product ras homolog family member Ua (gene rhoua). Gene Ontology annotation, biological process: small GTPase-mediated signal transduction. NCBI's taxonomy places the organism in Eukaryota, Metazoa, Chordata, Actinopteri, Cichliformes, Cichlidae. Gene Ontology annotation, molecular function: GTPase activity; GTP binding. The record is from RefSeq and is a predicted model, not a curated record.